This is a messenger RNA of Poecile atricapillus (Black-capped chickadee), 7460 nucleotides long. It is a transcript of the gene MYLK4, whose product is annotated as myosin light chain kinase family member 4. The transcript is spliced from 13 exons. Gene Ontology annotation, biological process: intracellular signal transduction; protein phosphorylation; positive regulation of apoptotic process. Gene Ontology annotation, cellular component: cytoplasm; nucleus. The record is from RefSeq and is a predicted model, not a curated record. Lineage: Eukaryota; Metazoa; Chordata; Aves; Passeriformes; Paridae. Gene Ontology annotation, molecular function: ATP binding; protein serine/threonine kinase activity.
AGGGCUGAUGUCACUGAACCGAGUGCAUUUAGGAUAUGCAUCUCUCUAUUCACUUCAUUUGGAAACAGAUAGAUAUAUAUAUGUGUGUAAAGAAAAGAAUGGAUGAAAGGCAUUUUUCUGUUAAAUAAUUUGGGUGUCUCUUUUCUCUGUUUUAGUCAAAUACAUGAGAGUAGUUUAUAAAUUAGUUGAGCUGGAGUUGCCAAACUUGGCUGUAAAUCUGAGCAGCCUGGAUGGAAAGCCUUUGCAACUGAUAUUGUCCUCAAGCAGCUGAUCAUCAGAGCAUUUCCUUCCCAUACCCAAACCAGCAAAAUGACCACAUCCAGCAGGCAGAGCUCUUCUACGCCUAUGGUCAACAACUUGGCCAAAAUAUUCAAUCCAAACACCUUGCAAAACCAAGGGCCAGAUAAUGGAAUGGAACCUCCUCAAAUUCUGCAUGUUGAGAGAAGUGAUGUCAGCACAUCUGAAAGUUUCAACAUCAUGGAUGUGAAGUUUGCCUCCCUUGAAGAGAAAAUUGAUAAACUGUUGACUCUGCAAGACAAUGUCCUUAAGAAGCUUAACAGUGUUUCCCAAGAAAUCUGUUGCAUUGAAAAAGACAUGGAGAUGGUAAAGGCGGAAACAUCUGAACCUGGAUCAAGGACGGAAAGAAACAAAAAAAUGAGAAAUAAUGAAAUGAAGAGACUUUGCCUUAAAAUGAAAAAAUCUCUUUCUGAUAUAAACAGGAAAGCAGAGCAGCAGGUUAAAAGGCUAGAUGGACUUGAACAAAGUGUUUCUGGACUACAGAAACUUGUAGGACCUCUGGUAGAGAAGGUGAAAACAUUAAUAAUUCAUAAUUCAAGUGUAAAACAUCAUGUUAAAAAACGUAAAGUUUGCAAGGCAGGAGCUGGACAUCCCUUUAGGAUGCAUGUUUUCUCGGAGACAACAGCUGGUGAUCUGCUCAAGAAGAAAAAUGAAAAGUUUCUUUCUCCACAGAUCAUCAAAGAAAAGUCACAUUUCAAUGAAACAGAAACAAAAGAAAAGAAGCCACCAGAUUCGACAGAUGGGGACAUCCAGCAGAGUCAGUCCUGCUCUCAGGAAGAAGAAGUUGAUAAACUCAACAAGGAAAAUGCCAAGAGGGAAAGUUCUGCUCUGCUUGAAGUGGAUCCUCCCAAGUUUCAUACUGAAGAGUCAGAGGAGAAAAAAGAAAGUUUGUCUUUAGAAAGUCAUUAUGAAUAUAGGAGAAACUCUUUUCAGGAAUCCUUCACUCCACAAAAGCAGCAGGAAGAAGAAGCUGUUGAUGAUGCUUGUCAAAAACUAACUGUGCAGGAGAUAGAGAGUGAGUCCCCAGAAGAUGAGGAGAAGAAGGAACAUCAGGUGCCUGAAGAUGCACUUGAGAAACAACAAGAGGAGAAAGAGAAUGAAGGGGAAGAAAAUGCUGAUAAGAGUGAAAAAGGUGCUGAGGAACCACCAGCUCCUUCCCAAAAGGAAGAUGAGGCAGAACAAAGUGAUGAUGACGAGGUACCAGAGGGAAGGUGUAAAAGCUGCGAAAAAGAUGAUAUUCCUACUCCACCAGCACCAUUUGAUCACCGGAUUGUCUCAGCCAAAAGGGUGGGGAUCAGCAAUUAUUACAAUGUCAAUGAGGAUGAAAUUCUGGGAGGGUAAAGGGCGAUUUGGCAAGUGCACAAAUGUGAAGAGAAAGCAACAGGUCUCAAGUUGGCAGCCAAAAUUAUAAAAGCACAAGGUCCAAAACAGAAGUUACUGCUUUAUUGUCUUUUUCUCCUCAGUGUGGAAGGAGGAGAGCUAUUUGACCGAAUUAUUGAUGAAAACUACAAUUUGACAGAGAUGGAUACUAUCUCAUUCAUAAAGCAGAUCUGCAAGGGAAUUCAGUACAUGCACCAAAUGUACAUUCUUCAUUUGGAUCUCAAGCCUGAGAAUAUCCUGUGUGUGAACCGAGAGGCAAAUCAAAUAAAAAUUAUUGAUUUUGGAUUGGCAAGAAGAUAUAAACCCAGGGAAAAACUUCGAGUUAACUUUGGGACUCCAGAAUUUCUUGCUCCUGAGGUUGUGAAUUAUGAGUUUGUCUCUUUUCCUACAGACAUGUGGAGUUUAGGAGUCAUUGCUUAUAUGCUCCUCACUGGAUUAUCUCCUUUCUUGGGUGAUGAUGACAAUGAGACCCUCAACAAUAUCCUGGCCUGUAACUGGGAUUUUGAAGAUGAGGAAUUUCGAGAUGUUUCUGAUGAGGCCAAAGAUUUCAUAUCAAAGCUUCUCAUCAAAGAGAAAUGCUGGAGAUUAAGUGCAACUGCUGCCUUAAAACACCCAUGGUUAACAGACCACAAGCUCCACUGCAGACUUCAGAAAAAGGCUAAAGGUGACUGUGCGUCUCAAGCACCCCUGGCUCAAUAACCUCUCUGAAGGAGCUGCCAAACAGAAGGAAAGCUGCUGUGUGGUUACUGCUGCUAAGAGAUUUGAAAAUAUCAGCAGUCUCGGUGCUUUAUCCCCCUGCCAUGACUGAGACUUCUACUAAAUGGACCAACAGCACUUUAGUUGCAGGACAAGUCCCAGCAUUGUGGAGCUGCUUCUUCUCAAUUCAGCUUUUAAAAGAAGCGAAGUAUUUCUCCGGGUUGCAGGAACGUGUUUCUUCUAGAGCAGCAUGUUCUCCAUGCCUGCAAGUGCUACUUUAGCUUGGUUUCAUAAUGAACUUUUCUCUAUCUAGUCUUAUAUCCUCAUUUACUCAACAAAGGCUCCUUAAUGUUUAUAGUAUCAUGUAAAAUUAACUGUUUCUCAUCUAAGCCCAGAAGGUAAUCUGUCACUAUAUCUGUUGCCAAGGUUCAUUUGACACUGGAGUCAAAUAAUUUUAAAAAAAAACGAAAAAACAAAAAAUUGCAACAAAUUUAAAGCUGCCUUCUGUAGAAGAUUGGAAGUUCUUUUUUCCUGUCACACUAAAAUUAGUUAAAGAUUAGCUCAACCAGAGUUAAAGCCACGUUAAUGUAACACCAGUGGAAGGGAGAAAUGAGGCUUUCCUUGUGUGUAGGUGAAUUUGCUGAAACUGUGAUAUGGUACAUUUCAGGAUUUUUUAGCCUGAUGAAUUACUGCUCGCUGUAAAUACACUUGGAUUAAUUAAACAAGACAGAGAAUAAGGCACUAUUCACUUGUACCUGUGCAGACCCUGUUCUCCAAAAUGCAAGAGUAAUUCAGAGUUAUUUUAAAUAGGGUGAUUUUAUAACAGUGAAUCUGUUUAAUGCUAAUUUAACUCUUUAGGGCCUCUGGCAAAAAGGUGAGUCAGUGCUUUGCUCAUUAUAACCUCUGAGUACAGGCUCAAGUAAAAAUACUCUGUAUUUCUAAAGUUUUCUUAUCUUUCUCCCAAGCCUUUCUGAUUCUUAACUAUGUAAAAAAAUGGGAGUCAGAACAGCUGAAUUUUUCACCUGAAUUUUUUUGAUUAUGGCUCACCAUUAAGUGAAUCUAAGUUGCCAAGGCUCCAACAUUAAAAUAAUGACACUUACUCCCUGCUGUAUAUGGCUUUCUUACUGCUUGGUUUUGGAACUACAUAAAUGCAAAUUGUAAUGCGUAUUUUAUUUAAUCAUGCUGUUGUGGUGUCUUUACAUUGUCUUUGCUUAAUCCAGUUCUGAUCAAACCACACAUUAACAUAGCUAUCUCUAUAUAUUUAUCUCUGCGUUUCAUAUGUUUAUAUAUUUCUGUCUUUUUAAAAAGGGAUCAACAUAAAGACAAAACAGUAUUAUUCAUCACCACGCAAUGAAUUGCUUCUCACACCUUUGUCCUUUCUGGAUAGCAUUCAUUUUGAAAUAAAAAGGGGCCCAUUCAUGGGACAUCAUGGCCAUCACACUCUCUACAGCCAGUUUGAUCCAGUGUUUCGAAACCAUUGUAGUACAUCCCUUAGGACUGCUCCUGUAAAUGAACUGGGCUUCUUACAGCUGUGACAUCUUACUAAUACUGAUGUGUUGCACCAGAGUUUGCGAAUACUGGCACACCAUGUAACUUUUAUACGAUAUACAGACUUCAAGUCCUCAUCUAUAGUCUUAAGUAAACUUUGAGAAGCAGAAAUGGAAGUUUCUUUGGGAAAAGACUGAGAGGUCUCAGAGCAAGAAAAUGAGCAUAUGACUUUUAGAUAGAAGCUGAACUGCUUGUUUUUAGUCACCUGGUCAUUUGCCUGGUUAUUUGCCUGGUCAAAAUGAAUAGAAAAGUUGCCUUACUGUUAGGCCUGGAGUUUCCACUCCUGUUCUGACUCUCUUCAAUAUAUUGUAGCUUUUUGUACUGCAAGCAAUUCAAUGAUCAGGCUAAAAUUCAGCAAAACCCUUUGGAAUAACAGGAUCUCAUUAUGCACUCUAGUGCCAUUAUUGUAGAAUUGGACCAGGGUUUUGUUUUUCCUUUGGUAGAUUUUACAAGGAUAAAUUGCAUGUAAUUUUGAAUCUUAUUAACUAUACUAAAAUAAUACUGUGACUACAGUCUUUUCUGCUUCGUUGCUCAGUUGAAUUAAGAGGAUUUAUUAUUUGUUGAUAUGUACAACUGAGUAAUAAUUAAGAGCUUAGUGUCAUGAAGAUCAGCCCAGUGUAAGAGUGUGUUGUGCUGAGUCAACCACAAAUCCUCCAAGAGCUGUUGAUAAAUGUGGCCUCUGUUGAGCACAUCCCCCAAGUUCAUUCGUACAAUGCUCUGUGAGAAACAGGAACACAUGGGAGGAUAGAAGAGCUGGACUUACUUCCCUCACCUUGAGAAUUCAGGCAUGAGUUGAGGAGGGGACCCCUUAGCAGCCUCUGGCUUGUGCAACCAGGCAGUGUGCUAACACAAUCAAGGCACUGAACUUCCAUUCUUAAUAACAUGGAUAAUGGUGGUCACACUCUAGAGCCUUGUCUGUAAAUUGUCCCACUGUUUCAUUCUUGGAACAGUUCCUGCAGUAGGUGGUCAGCUUGAGGGAGGGACAGUCAGAAGAGGGUGGACUGAGCAAAUCUCUGCAGUGACUGAAGGUGCCAUUUGGUGCCCAGGGUUAAACCCAAGUGAACCUGCAGGUUUCCAGUGGAAGAGGAAAGAAUCCCAAGCACACUUCUGCUUUUUGCUGCACAGAUGCUGGAUCUGCAGCACCGAGUCAAAAAGGAGGUACAUCACCUAGGGCCUUACUGUCACCAAGGGUAAAAAGUUAUACUGCUGUGUAAUCAUCACUGCUGUGAUGUGCCUGAGAAAAAUGUCUCCAGAGAUGUUCAUUUGUGUCCUGUAUUCUCAACAUGAGAAACAGGCUGCCCAGGGAGAUCACGGAGUCUCCUUCUCUGGAGACUUCCAAACCUCCCUUGAUGUGUUCCUGUGUCGCCUGCUUUAGGUGACCCUGCCUUGGCAGAGGGGUUGGACUGGAUGAUCUCCAGAGGUCCCUAAAAAUUCUGUAAUUCUGUGAUCUUUUCUGGCUGUUGUAAUUUUAGUAAAUAAUAGCUUGAGACAGAUUCUUUUUAAUGGCUUCCUAAUUGUGUCGUUGCACUUUGAGCAGCAUGCUGUUUUGUGUGUAUGCUCACAUAUGCAAGUUUGGUUUUACUUUGCCCUACCUCUGGAAACAUUCAAGGGUGAGUUGGACAGGGCUGUAAGCAACCUGAUCAAGCGAGUGACCUCACUUCUUAUUGCAGGAGGGUUGAACUAGAUGAACUCUAAAGGUCCUGUCCAACUCAAACUAUUCUAUGAUUCUAUGAUUUAAUGAUUUAAAUAUGUUCUGUAAUGACUAAUAGCUAAAGCUUACUAUGUUAAAUUAUUUUUUUGACACAUCAUCAUUUAUUUUCUACUAGGUCAUAAUAAUACUAAGGCUACUAGGUUCUAAUAAGUCACCUAUAUCUGUGUGAGUUUGCUUAUACUUUUUGAUACAUAUUGGCUUACAUGAUUGCAUUUGGAAACUGAAUUUCUGUGCUUGUGAGCAGGUUUGGGUGUGAAAGGCACUGUUCUAGCUGUUGUUAUUCCAUUUAGCUGUAUACUCACGGACAGGGAGGACUGCAGGUACCUCAAGAGUGGUAUAGAAACAUCAGUUGCAGUGGGAGGGAUCAAGUACGCAGAUGCAGUGCUUGUUUUGUGCAUUCUUCCUGACAUGUAAAAACUGAAAAACAAAGUCCUAGGAACAUGACAGCUACCACCUGGCACUCAUAAGAAUCAGGACACUGUUAUUCCCACUCCUAUAGAUGCAGCAGGUAUACUAGAGUAGUCUAAGAGUGACAUCAAGAUUAGAAGCAAAUAUACUUAGUAUAAGAUGGGACACAAGUGGUUUUUCAACUGUUUUUAUAUUUUGUACAUCAUGAAGAUUAUGAAAUGGGUAAAAACCUCUUCUGUAGGAAGAUCUCCAUACUAUCAUGUCCAUGUUUUUGAAUGCCUGCAGCUCCUCUGGGUACCCUCACAGUAAGCAGUUGGCAACCUGGGUAAUCCACUCUGGAGAUUACAAGAAUAAAUCCUUUUUAUUUCAUUAUUCCCUCUAAUGUCAGGAGCUGAAUAAACUUAAAGCCAAGCUAAAUUCUUGAUUCCAACAAGGAAUAACAGGGUAGCUCACAGAAAUAAAUAAGGGAAGUGCUAGAUCCACCUUUUGUGAUGUGAGUAGUAGAAGAGCCCAGUUUAACAAUCCCAUCUCCCUGCCAAAAAUAUCUACUUUGCACCAGUCCUGAUCAGUAAAAAUAAAAAGAAUCUUAAUAUUUUUAACAGUGAAGGAAGGAAUCUCAAUCAAGGAACAGUCUUUCUGCAGUGGUUAAAUUGCUUCAGUAAAAGUCAAGUUAUUUUAGCAUUUUCAGUUUAAUGCUGACACUAUAAAUCACUGCCAGCCUCUUUCAGCAAAAUGGCCCCCACCAGGAGCUGUGAGAAAAGAAGGUGUUUGUCAGCUCCUCUCCAGUGAUGGAGACCUAGAAACAUUGGAUUCCGUUCUGCUGGAUCCAGUGAGAAGGGCAAUUCUUAGCUUUUAGACUUUUAAUACCUGGUAACUGAUGCAGUUUUGCACCCAGGGUAGUGAUGAAUGCAUGAAUGAGCACUGAUGCUCCAAACGCCUUCCAAACUUCCAUCCAGGAGGAUGAUGCAUCUUCACAUACCACUUUUAUCAGCGAUACAUAUUUGUUCUUGUGUCUCCUGUGACUAAAACUAAAAACUGCGUGAAUCCAUGUAGGAGUGCUAGACUGUUUCACCUUCCAUGAAGGCUUGGUAGCUGAACAACUAACUACCUGUUUCAAACCUAGAUGAAGACUGGUAGAGGUAGUGCUUUGUAAAUACCUUGUUUAGUUGUGUGUCUUUAGAGUUAGUGAUCUCAUUUUGGUAUGGCAGAACUAAUGUUUGUGUAUCCCACAGCAACUUCCCUUGCAUUUAGAAGACAGGCAUGUAUCAUGAAGCAUGUGGAUUUUCAUGUACCUUAUCACCUUGGUUUGCAUAUCUGGUUUUGUAGAUUAACUCAUGUAUCUCUGGUAUGUGUUCUUUUGUGAAAACAAUGAAGCAAUCUUGUAAAAAGAUGAAUGAGGAAUAAAUGCUGAUUUUGUUUA